GUGGAGGAGUGUACCACGCGCGCUCCUGAACAUCCUGCCUCCUUUCACCGAAAGCGCGCUUCCAGUGUGAGACUGGCUGUGCGUGUAGCGUACCCUACUGUUUGUGAGUGUUCGCGGCAAGAACAGCAAAAUUAACCGGAGCGGUUUUCAUGGUAAUUACAAUAUGUGCAUUACGACUACAUGUGAUUUCAGUGACCCUUUAAACUAGGAUAUAAGGUGAGCAAGUCCCAGCCUUCCCUGUCCCGCCCAGUGUCUGCACAGUGUCUACCAGUGGUCUCUUUGUCCGCCUCAUCGCUCUCGUCCCCCCCAGUCCCCUGCCAUGGCACUCCUCUCCACCUCUCUCUCGGCCUCUGUCCCCUUCCUCCUUUUCCUCCUCCUGCCACUGCCUCCGCCCGGCUCCCUGGAAUCUCUGCGAGCGGGAGGUGGGGGCGAAGAAGAGAACCGCUCCAUCUCCACCGUGUUCUAUCCCUCCACCGCUCCGGAGCUCUGGGGCAACAGCAGCGUGGGACACGGCGGCAGUUCAAAGUGCACGGAGCCAGUGGUGUGCAGACCGGGUAUCCUGCUGCCCGUCUGGAAGCCCCUGAGCCCCGGGCUGGGUGAACAGGUGGCCAGGGCUGUGGUCUACUUCACCUGCCUCAUGUAUAUGUUCCUUGGAGUGUCCAUCAUCGCAGACCGCUUCAUGGCCUCAAUUGAGGUCAUCACCUCGCAGGAGAAGGAGGUAACUGUCACCAUGCCAAACGGUGAGACGUCUGUCGCCACUGUACGUAUCUGGAACGAGACGGUUUCCAACCUCACUCUUAUGGCUCUGGGCUCCUCGGCCCCAGAGAUCCUGCUGUCUGUCAUAGAGGUGUGUGGGCACGGGUUUAAUGCAGGCGAGCUGGGCCCUGGCACCAUCGUGGGCAGCGCCGCCUUCAACAUGUUUGUAAUCAUCGCCAUCUGUGUGUGGGUCAUCCCUGAGGGAGAGACCAGGAAGAUCAAACACCUGCGCGUUUUCUUCAUCACAGCCUUCUGGAGUAUCUUCGCUUACAUCUGGCUCUACCUUAUCCUGGCCGUCAUCUCCCCUGGAGUAGUGGAGGUGUGGGAGGCCCUGGUCACCCUCCUCUACUUCCCAGUGUGUGUGAUCCUGGCCUGGAUUGCUGACCGCCGCCUCCUCUUCUACAAGUACAUGGGCAAACGUUACCGCGCCGACAAGCACGGCAUCGUUGUGGAGACUGAAGGGGACAUGACCCCUAAAGGCAUGGAGAUGCUCAUGGACGGGAAGUUCCCCUCCAGGGGAGGGGUGAUGGGGGCCAUGCCCACUGAAAACUGUCCGGACGGCGCCGGCAGCGCCGCGGGCACGGUGGCCAACCUGCCCAACUCAAACAGCACCACGGUGAUUGUGGAGAACACCAAGGAGCUGGACGAGAGCCGCAAGGAGGUGAUCCGCAUCCUGAAGGAGCUGAAACAGAAGUUUCCGGAGAAGGAGCUGGACCAGCUGGUCGAGCUGGCGAACUACUACGCCCUCCUUCACCAGCAGAAGAGCCGAGCGUUCUACCGCAUACAGGCCACGCGCAUGAUGAUCGGCGCCGGCAACGUGCUGAAGAGGCACGCGGCCGACCACGCCCGUCGCACCGCCGUCGUGGAAGAGGAAGUGGUCCGCGAGGAUGACGACUCGACGGUGUGCAGCCACCUGUCGUUUGAGAGCGCCCACGUCCAGUGCAUGGAGAACUGUGGCGUCCUGGCCUUGGCCGUGGUCUGUCGGGGGGGCCUCGGGGAGAGCACCUUCUACGUGGACUACCGGACAGAAGAUGGCUCUGCCAAUGCCGGAUCGGACUACGAGUACUGUGAAGGAACGUUGGUGUUCAAACCUGGGGAGACCCGGAAGGAGAUCAAGGUCGGCAUCAUUGAUGAUGACAUCUUCGAAGAGGAUGAGCACUUCUUUGUGCGCCUGCUGAACCUGCGCAUCGGCGAUGCUGAGGGAAUGUUCGAGAGUGACGAGCCGGGAGCGGGACCCAAGGGCCGCCUGGUAGAACCCCUGGUCGCCACGGUGACCAUCCUGGAUGACGACCACGCGGGCAUCUUCACGUUUUGCGACCGGCUGGCGCGCGUCAGCGAGAGCGUGGGCACCAUGGAGGUCACGGUGGUGCGCAACUCUGGCGCUCGCGGUACUGUGAUCCUGCCCUAUCACACGGAAUCUGGCACGGCCAAGGGCGGCGGCGUUGACUUCGAGGACGCCCGGGGAGAGCUGGAGUUUUCCAAUGAUCAGACAACUCAGACCCUGCAGGUGAGGAUAAUUGAUGAUGAGGAGUAUGAGAAAAAGGAGAACUUCUACAUUGUACUUGAGGAACCACGCUGGCUCAAGAGAGGAAUAUCAGCUUUUCUGCUUAAUCAAGAAGAUCCCAAUGGACAGAUGAGUGCAGAGGAGGAGGAGGCCAGGCGCAUUGCAGAAAUGGGAAAGCCCAUCUUGGGAGAGCACAGCCGUCUGGAGGUGGUCAUUGAGGAGUCAUAUGAGUUCAAGAGCACCGUUGACAAGCUCAUUAAGAAGACCAACUUGGCCCUUGUGAUUGGCACUCACUCCUGGAGGGAGCAGUUCGUGGAAGCUGUGACUGUCAGCGCAGGUGACGGGGACGACGACGACGAGAAGGGGCGUGAGGAGCGCCUGCCUUCCUGCUACGACUACGUCAUGCACUUCCUGACCGUGUUCUGGAAGGUCCUGUUCGCCUGCGUCCCGCCCACUGAGUACUGGAAUGGCUGGGCCUGCUUCUUCGUGUCCAUCUCGGUCAUCGGCAUCCUGACUGCCGUAAUCGGGGACUUGGCGUCUCACUUUGGCUGCACGGUGGGCCUCAAGGACACGGUCACCGCUGUAGUGUUUGUGGCUCUGGGCACCUCCAUUCCCGACACAUUUGCCAGUAAGGUGGCUGCCACGCAGGACCAGCACGCCGACGCGUCGGUGGGCAACGUGACGGGCAGCAACGCGGUCAACGUGUUCCUGGGCAUCGGCGUGGCGUGGUCGGUGGCGGCCGUCUACUGGAAGGCGCAGGGCAAGGAGUUCCGCGUGGACCCGGGCUCCCUGGCCUUCUCCGUCACCCUCUUCACCAUCUUCGCCUUCAUCUGCAUGGGCGUGCUGCUGUUCCGCCGGCGGCCCUCCAUCGGUGGGGAGCUGGGGGGGCCGCGGACAGCACGCAUCGUCACGAGCCUCCUGUUCCUGGGCCUCUGGUUCCUCUACAUCCUGUUCUCCAGCCUGGAGGCCUACUGCCACGUAGAGGGUUUCUAGAGGACACAUGAGAGCAGACGGGGCUACCAGUCAAGACACUGACAUGCAGUACAUCAUACUUAUAAUCACGCACUACUGAGAUACUCCGACACGCGCACACACACACUCACACACCUAUCUACACAAGGACACAGAAACAGUAUUUCUACGUACAGUAUAUAUAAACACAUACAUAUGCAUUCCCAAACAAAAUGUACAAACGGUUUCUUACAUAGACACGCACAAGCAGACAGUGUUGUGCCAGUACACGGUUAGUGUCUGGAUGACACCCGGGCAACAUCAACCUCCUUGUUGCACACUCAAAUGUUGUACACAGCUCACACGCUAACUUGGACAGAUGAGUAAGGGGAAAGUAGGGGAAAAGAAAGUAUUGGUCAAGGAUGUGAUAAAGGAAGUGAGACAGGGGGAGAUUUUCACCGAGAAAACCACCGUUCGAACGUACAAAGAGCAUGUCAGAAAAGAGGGAGAGUGAAGAGAGAACAUGACAAGCACACAGGUGUGUGGAAAGGUAUGGUUGCACUGGCGUUCUAUUAACCCCAGCUGGCUGCUUAACGGGGGUUUGAGUCGAGCUUGACUGAUUUAACUGGAGCAGGGUUGAGUGCCGUGUUUUGUGGCGAGGCCCACGACUCCGUCAGCGAUUCAGGGGAUCUAGACUCCAUCCACCUGAAUCAAUCCCUAUUUGUAUCUGAAGGGUAGCACCUCCGAAUCGUUUUGUCGUGGAGGGGGGGUGCCUUUGACAUAGUUGUUCGAGGAGUAGAAUGGGACGGUAGACACGGAAUACAACAAAAACAAAUCAACUGAAAGCUCCAAGAUGCAUGUACGGUUUUCUAUGGAAGGUAAAGAGGAAACAGCAUUUCUGGAGUAACAUUGAAACAAGCUUUAAAUGCUGUGUUGGUGUAAAUAUUGGUACUCUUGUAUAUAGCGUAAUUUAGGAGUGUAGUUCAUAUUUAUUAAAGAAUAAUUUCUCCGCAGAUAUGACGGAAUGGAGUGGCCAGUAGGAACAGAUAGAGUAUAAUGAAUGGGGCUCGGAAACUAGUCACUACUUUAUGACUCGACAGGAAAACAGCUUUUGCCAGUAGCUUGUGUACAUCAUGGCAUCAUAAUGGUUAAUAACCACACCUUCUAAAUACAUUAAAAUAACAGUCUUAGGAGGCACAGAAGAAUGAACCAUCAAGUUUGGUUUCACUGGAGAUUACAGCGAGAAUCAUAUUGAUGGGCACUUCCACAUCGGACCGUUGUCCUCCCUCACCAUCAUGUUUGAGACCUUGUACAUUUUCCUGUCCAUUUCAAACUAUUAUUCGGCAAUGCAGGCACAUUGAUGGUGUAAAUACAAUCAACUGAAACACUACUACACAAAACGACACAUUAAUCUGCAAUAGCGAGUGUAAAUGUAAUGUAUACAACAACAAAAACUCUUUACCUGAAUACAGUUAUAAACUGAAAAGCAUAUUCAAAUAUACUGAGUGUUUUGGGCUCCAAGCUUGCUCUGUGGGCAGUCAUAUCGGUUAAUGCAGAAGUAUUGGAUAAUUGGUCACUGGAUUAUCAGUCAUGUUUAGGAGUCUGUCCACAAGAGAAUGAGCGGACAGCGACCAUACAGUGUCCACUGGUGUAUGUGACAGGGGUGAGACGUAGGGUCUUGUGUGUUCGGUCCAAUAGAGAGAAACCUGUCAGCCUGAUCCUGAUCAGGAGCUAGUACACGUUUCUGUACCGAGAUGUUUGUAUUGUUGUUCAUUCAAUCCAAUCCGUCAAUAUUUGUGAAGAAAUAAAUGUUAAAUUUGUGGGGGGGGGGUGGUGGGGGGGGGCACUUUUAGGCGUGAAGGGCUCCAACUAAUCUUCUGUGGUAUUACAGAUGGAGGUGCAUGACAACACAGGCAUGGUCAACAAAACAAUGCAUGGUUGAUGACAUGAGAAAACUGGAUUACUUUAUUUUCUGGGAGAAUGGUGCAGAUUUGAGUCCAGGUCCAGACCGCAGCCAGACCUGUGACGAGCAUGCAGUCCUGCCUCUGCUCCUCACCUGUUUACAUUAAAGGCUGCCCUGGGAUCAGCUUAACUCUACUCCAGCUUUUUUCUAGGCUUUCAGUGCAUCGACUUUGUAAAAAAGCGGGAAUUCAAAUCUCCCCCUUUGCGUAGCUGGGAUAGGUUUGAUUUCAAGCCGUAGGGUCACGUUGGUAUAACGUCAGCAGGUUACACAGUAGUUCACACAGUGUAACUAGCUACUGAUCCUUGCUACAGUAAUUCUGCAUCCUACCCAUUUAAUGCCUUUAGUCUAGUAUUUAAUGUUUAGUUUAAUGUUACCGGUCUUAGACGGUAUGUGUAUGCUUUGAGUGGCCAACAAAAACCAAACUAAUGAAUGUGCAAUAUGGAAACCAGUGGCAGACAAGCAAUCUCUACUACAUAGCUAAGUACACUUCAGUGGAACAUAUAAUUACAAACAAACGGAUAUACUGACAUUUUGAAAGAUCCACUUAGAUUCUAUAUAGCAGGCCUAUUUACUAUAUCAUAUACUGUAACUUCUGCCCCAAUCUCAAUGAGAUGAAAGUGCAAUAAGAAGUCAAAGAUAACAGGAAAUGGGGUAGAGAUCUGACACAAGACUGUCCAUGGUCCUUAAAUGUGGUCUAAUUGCCUGCGUUGUAUGUGAAUUGCUAGGAAAACAUUGAAAAACUGUGAAGAGAAGACAAAAAGACAGACACAAAAUGAUGUGUUCAUCUCAGUUUACAUAAUACCAACAACAAUUUCAGUUACGAUUGUCUUGGCCUUCGCUAAGUUUUUUCCCACUGCCAGUGUUUGUAAACUUUUGAAAAGCAACUUUUUAUCUUUACUUCCAAAAUAUACAGGAAGACAAAUGUUUCUAUUUCCAAACAAUAUUGAUAAUGACGGAGGCACUAACUUAUAGAUGUAGACCCUAUGGUUUAGGCAAGAAAUGAAAAGAAAUGUUUUGAUAUUCUAAUUUUCCACUAUGAGGAAAAAUUACCCCUUGCACUGUUCAUUUGAUGUGGCGCUAACAAGUGUCUCAUUUCUUGCCUACAUUAUACUAUUUAGUUGGUUAAAGUACUGUUCCUAUGUUUUUGUACAUUUGUACAUUUCUGUUCCCCAGAGUUAAAUUAUUUAUAUUUAUUAAUGAUAUUCUAUUGUUCAAAAGCUUCUUGAAGCAAACCAUAUUGUUACAGUACUUCAGAAUGUAGUUGCAAUGUGCAAUACAAGCCUGAAUCAUCUUUGUUUCAGUCUUUUGAAGAGCAGUCAGCUCAGCUAACUCAGUGGGAGUUUAAAAAGAGAAACCACUUCCCUCCCCUGUUAGUUGCGCCCUCUGUCGACUCACAUAUAUAUAUUUAUUUAUUUAAUUAAGAACUUGGAGACUAUCAAAUAAGAUUAGCAUGUUUACAUUAAAACACUACUGACACUGCAGGUAUCUCGUCAGUUUCUUUAGGGUCUGGGUAUAAAGGAUGAAAAUUAAAGGAAAGCUACAGUAGACAUUGUGUUCGUUAUGAUAGCUAAUUGUCUGGCUUUGGCCGUUGCUGCCGAAGAGAUAUCACCCCCCCGGAUGUUUACAUAUGUGUGUUUCCUGUGUGCCAAUGCAUGAACCCUCUUGUGUGUUAGCAUGGUCUGUUAUGGAUGUCUAGGUUUACAUUUGGAUCAAGUUAUCCAAAAAAAACUGUUUCCCCGUUUGUCCCAAUGUCUUACGUCAGAUGUUGUAGACACUCUGCGUACGUAAUGGCGUCCAGGCAAUGCCUCUUGUCCGGUGUGUGACCGCUUGCGUGGUCCGCUGAGACUUUGCAAAAGACUAAGCAAUGUCGAGUUGGGGCUAGCAGCAGAUGAAUCCCCCCUUUUUUUAAUUAUUACACUUAUUCAUAUUUCACUACCUAUAAAAUCUGUGAAAAGAAAGGUCGACUUUUUCUGUCCUUGUGUGAACAUUUCCGAUAAUUUUGUUGUCAGUUUGUUGGAGUGUGAUAUUUCUGUGUCUGUGUUGGGGGGACUCACCCCAGGUGUUCUUCAGUGUGUCCUUUGUGCGGUUCUAUCUGUCAACCUUUUCUCUCUGCCUGACAUUUGUAGGGAAUAAUGACUGACUUAAAGAAGAUAUGUGAUGUAUACAUUUAUUCAAUAUUGUAAUAAAUUCAUUGAAAAUUAAAUUAAUUUUUUAUGAGAGACAAAAAAAGACAAAUGGAGAAUAAUGGCAUGAUGUGUAAUGUGUUUGAAAAACCACAACUAUGUAGUAAUCAAGUUGACCUUAUUGAAUAUAGUUUAUUUAUUUUCAACGCUUAA
This is a messenger RNA of Esox lucius (northern pike), 7510 nucleotides long. It is a transcript of the gene slc8a2b, whose product is annotated as solute carrier family 8 member 2b. Bases 320 to 3253 code for a protein of 977 amino acids. Gene Ontology annotation, molecular function: calcium:sodium antiporter activity. The record is from RefSeq and is a predicted model, not a curated record. Gene Ontology annotation, cellular component: postsynapse; sarcolemma; axon. Lineage: Eukaryota; Metazoa; Chordata; Actinopteri; Esociformes; Esocidae. The transcript is spliced from 13 exons. Gene Ontology annotation, biological process: sodium ion transmembrane transport; cell communication; calcium ion import across plasma membrane.